This is a messenger RNA of Spirodela intermedia, 1449 nucleotides long. The record is from the annotation of a GenBank genome assembly. Lineage: Eukaryota; Viridiplantae; Streptophyta; Magnoliopsida; Alismatales; Araceae.
AUGGAGGAGCUGAUAUCUCCGACAUCUUCUCCAAACCCACAGCCACCACCGCCGCCGCAACUCUUCUCCACCACUUCCUUCCUCCCUCUCUCGCCUCUGCUCACCCUGAAGCACCGCCUCCAGUACCUCCUGCAGACCCUCCCGGAGUGGUGGGCCUACGCCAUAUUCUGGCGGGCUUCCUCUUCCGAUCACCACCCACGCACCACCAUCUACGAUCCCCGCACCAUCCUCUCCUGGGGAGACGGCCACCUCCGCGGCAACGGAGGCGGCAACGGUAGCAGCGGCAACAACUUCCUGCUGAACCCGGAGAGGAAGAAGGUCUCCCUUCUGAGCGACGACAACAACUCCGAUAUCACCACCGAUGGAGUCGUCUCAGACAUCGAGUGGUUCUACCUGGUCUCUCAGGCGCGCUCCUUCGCCAUCGCCGCCGAUCACGCGGUGCCCACCCGCGCUUUCGCCUCUGGCAGCCACGUCUGGCUUUCCGGCGGACACGAGCUGCAGAUGUAUGGCUGCGAGAGGUGCCGGGAGGCGCUGCUCCACGGCGUGGCCACGCUCGUCUGCAUCCCCGCCGGCAACGGCGUGCUGGAGCUUGGAUCGCCAGAGAUGGUGGGGGACAAUUGGGGUCUGGUUCAGCAGGUCAAGGCCCUGCUGAGCGUAGGACUCGAUCUCGAUCUGGGUGGCGGCGGCGGCGGUGGCGGCGGAGGAGGAGGAAUGACGACGGUGGUUCCUUCCGCCUCCGCGACGGUGAUGCCCAAGGCCCUCAAGGAUGGGGUUCCUGUAGGGCUGACGUCAUCUCUGGAAUCAGAGCACUCGGACUCUGAGGGGGGGCUUCUGCUGGAGAGGCGGCGGCCGAAGAAGCGGGGGAGGAAGCCUGGGAGCGGCAAGGAAGUGCCGGUGAACCACGUGGAGGCGGAGAGGCAGCGGAGGGAGAAGCUCAACCUCCGGUUCUAUGCCCUCCGCUCCGUCGUGCCCAACGUGUCGAGGAUGGACAAGGCAUCGCUGUUGGCCGACGCCGUCUCCUACAUCAAGGAGCUCCGCUCCAGAGUGGAGGAGCUGGAGGCGGAGGCCAAGAAACCCAAGAACGAGGCCCUCAAGGUGACCGCCACGGCCAACGGCCCUCGUCCCACCGUUGUCCGCACCGGUAAGGUAGCAGGAGCAGCAGCCGGAGGAGAGGGAGUAGGUGGAGGAGGAGGUGCCGGCGACAAGAUGGAGUUCGACGUGAGGAUGAUGGAGGCAGACGCAGUGAUCAGAGUGAAGUCCGAGAAUCUGAGUCACCCAUCGGCGAGGUUGAUGUCUGCGCUGCGAGAGCUCGACAUGCAAGUGCAACACGCGAGCAUCUCUUGUGUGAAGGAGUUCAUGCUGCAGGAUGUGGUCGCCAGGGCUCCCCCUGGGUUGGAGUCCGAGGACGCCCUCAAGGCCGCCCUUCUUGCACAACUGGAGAGGAGCUAA